CCAUUUUCAUUCCUUCUCUUUUAAUUUACAAUGUUGAAGCCAUUGGUAUCAUUUAUUCUCAUCUUGUGCACCACUCUUAUUGUAAGUCACUCCCAAGUUAUUCAACCAAAUAGUGUCAAUAUUGUACAACAAACUUGCAGUAAGACUCCAUAUCCUGCACUAUGCAUUCAAUACCUAAAUGCUGACCCGAAAAGCUCCACCUCAAAUAUCAAUGGUUUAGCACUAAUCAUGAUCAAUGUAAUAAAGAACAAUGCAAACGUUGCCAUAAACAAAAUCAAUCAACUUAGUAAAAGUAUUCCUGCAAAACAAAAGGAGGCACUUCUGUUUUGUAGUAUUAAUUACACUUCAAUUUUGGUUGAUGUUUUUCAAGCAACUCAAGCUUUGCAAAAAGGAAACCCAAAAUUUGCAGUAUAUAAUGUAAAUAGUGUUGCUUCUGAAGCCAAUGGUUGUGAAAAUGGAUUCUCUGGAAAAUCACCACUCACAGCUGAAAACAAUGUAAUGCAUGAUGCAUCGGCAAUAACAUCGGCUAUUUGUAAAUUAUUGCUCUAAUUUGCUUAAUCAAAAUGUUUCAACAGACCAUUUAAUAAAUUAUUAUUAUAUCUUAUACUCA
Messenger RNA from Lathyrus oleraceus (garden pea), 610 nucleotides. Its product is annotated as cell wall / vacuolar inhibitor of fructosidase 1-like. Lineage: Eukaryota; Viridiplantae; Streptophyta; Magnoliopsida; Fabales; Fabaceae. The transcript has a single exon. The record is from RefSeq and is a predicted model, not a curated record. Gene Ontology annotation, biological process: negative regulation of catalytic activity. Bases 31 to 549 code for a protein of 172 amino acids. Gene Ontology annotation, molecular function: enzyme inhibitor activity.